Molecule: messenger RNA, 1161 nt
Organism: Aspergillus fumigatus Af293
Lineage: Eukaryota; Fungi; Ascomycota; Eurotiomycetes; Eurotiales; Aspergillaceae
Product: ADP-ribosylation factor GTPase-activating protein
Biological process (GO): COPI coating of Golgi vesicle
Molecular function (GO): GTPase activator activity
Source: RefSeq, a predicted model, not a curated record
AUGAGUGCUACAAAAGCGCAGUCUCAAAAGAUUUUUGAGAAGCUCAAGUUGAAGCCCGCAAACAAGAUAUGCUUCGACUGUGGCUCCAAGAACCCGACAUGGUCGUCAGUGCCGUUCGGUAUCUACUUGUGUCUUGACUGCUCAGCCCAUCACCGCAAUCUUGGUGUCCAUAUCUCCUUUGUUCGUUCCACGAACCUCGACCAAUGGCAAUGGGAGCAGCUGCGGAUUAUGAAAGUCGGCGGAAACGAAUCGGCUACCAAGUAUUUCCAAUCGCAUGGAGGAUCUGCCGCUUUAGCUAGCAAGGACGUCAAGGUCAAAUACACCUGCAACGCUGCUGUCAAGUACAAGGAGGAGUUGAAAAGACGGGCCGCGCAGGAUGCUCAACAAUACCCCGAGGAGGUCGUGGUUACAGACAUUCCCGCUGGCACUGCUUCGGACGGAUCGAGUACCCCUGCUGGUGACGCGGAUGACGAUUUCUUCUCCUCAUGGGAUAAGCCUUCUAUCAAGCGACCCAGCAACCCACCUUCGCGCACAGGUACGCCGCCAGUGGUGAGCCGGACUGCGUCGCCGUUCCUGAACGCUGGCGCCAAUGGCAAUGGUGCUCGCUCGAAAUCGCCUCUUUCGGCCUCAGACAAGGAGGCUACUUCGCCUGCUCCGACCGCUAUCCGGGCAAGCGCCUCUGUCCGGAAGGCAUCGUCUACAACUACCGCGAAGAAGGGCAGCGUUCUAGGCGCUAAGAAAGCGCCUAAGCUGGGUGCUAAGAAGAUUGGCGGGGCGGAAGCCAUCGAUUUCGAGGAGGCGGAACGAAAGGCAAAGGAGGAGGCAGAGCGCAUUGAGAAGCUCGGGUAUGACCCCGAAGCAGAGCAGGCCGAGGCCGAUGCCAAAGCCAAGACUUCCACCGCUGCCACCGCUAUCGCUUCUCCUACUCCCAUUAGCCCAGGAGCAGGUGGCUUCGGGUCCACAAGAAAAUCUCAUGAACGAAGUGCCAGUGAAGUGGAGCGCCUCGGAAUGGGUAUUGGAAGACUGGGAUUCGGCCAGACUGUUGGCGCCAAGCCUGCUGCUCCCAAAAAGCUGGGAUUCGGUUCUGUUGCUCCCGUGCGGAGCGCUGAAGAUGGUUUGUUUCAUUUCUGUCAUCUCUGGGCCAGUUUCAUUGGGUUCUAA